AUGGAUAUUCACUCGAUGGGUCAACGUAUCGUGGUGAGUGACAGUCAGGAGUCAAUUCACUUCAUGCGCUACAAGAAACUAGACAAUCAGUUGUCGAUCUUCUGCGAUGACACCUCGCCCAGAUUUGUCACGAGUGUCUGUAUUCUCGACUACGACACUGUUGCCGUUGGUGAUCGCUUUGGCAAUAUUGCCGUGUUACGAUUACCGAAAGGAGUUACCGAGGAGGUACAGGAGGAUCCAACAGGAGUUAGAGCCUUAUGGGAUCGGGGCAAUCUGAAUGGUGCUUCGCAAAAGGUGGAACAUAUUGCGCAGUUCUAUGUGGGCGAUGCAAUUACAUCGAUGCAAAAGACAUCGUUAGUUCCGGGUGCGAACGAUUGUUUGGUGUAUACGACAAUAUCGGGCAUCAUUGGCAUGUUGGUACCGUUCAUGUCGAGAGAUGAAUUUGACUUCUUCCAAAAUCUGGAGAUGCAUCUUCGUGUCGAAUUCCCUCCACUGUGUGGACGUGAUCAUCUAGCGUUCCGAUCGUUCUACUUCCCAGUCAAGUGUAUUAUUGAUGGCGAUCUCUGUGAACAGUAUGCUCUGAUGCCGCUCGAUAAACAAAAAUCGAUUGCUGAAGAAUUGGGCAGAAAACCGACUGAGAUUCACAAGAAAUUGGAGGAUAUUCGAACUCGAUAUGCAUUCUAA
Molecule: messenger RNA, 684 nt
Organism: Anisakis simplex (herring worm)
Lineage: Eukaryota; Metazoa; Nematoda; Chromadorea; Rhabditida; Anisakidae
Source: the annotation of a GenBank genome assembly